AUGCUAAUUUUUAAACUUUCUUUCAUCCUGUUUUAGUUAUAAAAGAAAACGUAUCUACAACUGUCGCGCCAUUUUCAACAACAGCAAACCCUACAACAACAACAACAACUGAGUCGAUAACGACUGGAACAACAACAACCACAAACGAAUCAACGAGACCAACAACUGAAGUGACGACAACAGCAACAAUUGAACCAACCAUAACAACAACUGUGCCAACCGUAACAACAACUGUUCCAACGACAAUGACAACAACCACAACAAUGACAACAACGACAUCGACAGCAACAGCUAAGCCGACGACAACAACUACAACUACAGCAGAACCAACCACAACCACAUCAGCAACUACACCGACGACAACUACCACAAGUAUUAUAACUACAAAAGUAAAAACUACCACAAGACCGACAACAAGAACGACAACAAAAACAACAAAAAGUACAAAGAAACCAACGAAGACUAAAAAAACUACAGUUGCUACUACUACCAGAAAAAUAACCUCGCCCAUUUUGGUUUUAUCAACAACUGAAACUACAAAAACCACAAAACAAAGAAAGACGACAAAAAUAAAGACAAAAACAACAACUAUUAAAACAUCCAGUAUAACCAAACCAAAAACAACAAUUCGAACGACUUCCACGCCGGUUUCUAAAUUAAUAAAAUCAACAACAACAACAACAACCACAACAAAGCCAACAACAACAACAUCAACAACGACAACCACAGCAACACCCACUUCUACUGCAACAUCUACAACUUUUCGGACAGCUGCAUCAACCUCUACCACAACCGCAACUGACACUUCAACAGAAAGUUCAACAAUGCCUAUCACAACAACAUCCUCAACAAUAACAACACCAAAUGCGACUACACCUGUAACAGCAUCUCCUACAACAGUUUUUACAACACCAGAAAUAAGCACCGGAUGGUCAUCUACUGUCAUGACUUCACAGACACCAACAGAAACCGUAUCGGCAAUAACGGCCUUCCCAACAGACCAAACUAUAACAACUCCAUCAACUUAUUGCCCACCAGUAUGUCCAAAUAAUUGUCCACCACAGGGAUGCCCACAAAAUUGCUGCGUCGCAGAAGGCUCCAAUUAUCCAAAACAGUACGACAUUAACUUGAUGUCACAACCAACAUGUCCGCCCCCCUGUGUACAAAACUAUUCUCCAUGUAUGUCAGAAAAUUGUGACGAACAGUGUCCAGUCUCUUGCGCUAUCAACUGCGCUCCGUCAUGCAGAACAGAAUGUUGUGAAGAUACGUUUUACAAUUAACCUGCGCUAUACUAA
This is a messenger RNA of Hydractinia symbiolongicarpus, 1295 nucleotides long. RefSeq names its product salivary glue protein Sgs-3-like. The record is from RefSeq and is a predicted model, not a curated record. Bases 246 to 1280 code for a protein of 344 amino acids. Lineage: Eukaryota; Metazoa; Cnidaria; Hydrozoa; Anthoathecata; Hydractiniidae. The transcript has a single exon.